Messenger RNA from Kwoniella botswanensis, 666 nucleotides. RefSeq lists its product as uncharacterized. The coding region runs from base 1 to 666 and encodes 221 amino acids. Lineage: Eukaryota; Fungi; Basidiomycota; Tremellomycetes; Tremellales; Cryptococcaceae. The record is from RefSeq and is a predicted model, not a curated record. The transcript has 2 exons.
AUGAGUACCGGUCAAAGCAUGAACAAUGAUGGAUUCUAUCAUGAAGAUGGAAUUUGCGAUUGGAGUACUUCGAGGGGUCAACCACCUUCGUUGAGUGAUAAGGAUAUACAUCAUGCUAUGCUUGGAGCUCAGCUGUACACUAGUAUCUCCCGAAACACCACCUUGUCCAAAAGAGAAAGAAACGCAGAUAGGGAUUUACUCCAGACAUUUAAGAAUCGUAAUUACGUGAAUUCCAGUGGUUCAACGGCCGCAGAAGUGUAUGGGCGGUUAGAAGUUAAAUACGGUUUGGGUCCUCCUGAGCCAGAUACCAAACUUGAUGUUGACACAGUCGGUAUAGGACGCAGUUCUGAAGAGACUGAAUAUCCUCGACCUGGUAUGGUGCAAAGAAGAGUAUCGGACAUUGAGUUUACGAGUGGCUCACAGAUCGCUCCCCACUAUGCAUCUUCGACCAUGGCAAGUAAUGCAAGACGAUCUUCUGUAGGUAGUGCAAGUCCUUCAAGUCCUUCCAGUCCUAGAUUCUCAUUCUCCGCCAGUACAGGAUCUUCACCAUCCAGUCCUAGAGCACGAAGAUAUUCUUUCAUCUUUUCUGGUGUUACUUCCGGAACGGAUGGACUGGGUAUCACGGGACUUGAUACUGCUUUGGAAGAGUCGCCUGACGAAGCGUAA